Molecule: messenger RNA, 7053 nt
Organism: Trichoderma breve
Lineage: Eukaryota; Fungi; Ascomycota; Sordariomycetes; Hypocreales; Hypocreaceae
Product: myosin head (motor domain) domain-containing protein
Exons: 5
Coding region: 1-7053 (2350 amino acids)
Biological process (GO): actin filament organization; vesicle transport along actin filament
Cellular component (GO): actin cytoskeleton; myosin complex; vesicle
Molecular function (GO): actin filament binding; microfilament motor activity; ATP binding
Source: RefSeq, a predicted model, not a curated record
AUGCCCUCCUCCAGGCCAAAGUCAGUUCUCUUCGCCUCGCCCACGAGUUCUCCCAGCGUGUCGACACCGCCAUCUACAGCCUCCACAGCCUCGACGGCCUCGGUUGCACGGCCUCGAACCAAUAGCUCUUUUGGUACCAAUAGCUCUUUUGGUACAGCCAUUGCCCCGGCCGGCAUAGUAGCAAGACACCAUCGAACCGACUCAAGGGCUGGGACGAGCUCGAACACAAACACAUUUGCCCCCUCCUUCAUCAAAGAAGAGGAAGAUUUGAGACGAGACCAGGAUGCUGUCAAAAGCAUUGAGGGCGAGAACGACUUUUCUGGCAAGCGAUAUGUCUGGCUUAAGGACCCUCAAGAAGCUUUCGUGAAAGGUUGGGUCAUUGAGGAAUUAGAGGAUAACAAAAUCUUGGUGCAAACCGACAGUGGAGCUCAACGCGAAGUUGAUGCCGAGAGCGUUGAUAAAGUGAACCCCGCCAAAUUCGACAAGGCAAACGAUAUGGCCGAGUUGACCCAUUUGAAUGAGGCGUCGGUCGUUCACAACCUACACACGCGAUACCAAUCGGACCUGAUCUACACUUAUUCAGGCCUAUUUCUUGUUACCGUCAAUCCAUACUGCCCUUUGCCGAUUUACUCCAACGAUUAUAUCAACAUGUAUAAAGGUCGAAGUCGAGACGAUACGAAGCCUCACAUCUUUGCCAUGGCUGAUGAGGCGUUCCGUAAUCUGGUCGAAGAAGGUCACAAUCAGAGUAUUCUAGUCACUGGUGAAUCUGGUGCGGGAAAGACAGAAAAUACCAAAAAGGUUAUUCAGUAUUUGGCGGCAGUUGCACAAUCCGAGUCUCCAAUCAAAAAUCAAUCCCAGCACACAAACCUCUCGGAACAAAUUCUUCGCGCCAACCCUAUUCUAGAAGCGUUUGGCAAUGCCCAGACGGUGAGGAACAACAACUCGUCACGAUUUGGCAAGUUUAUCCGAAUCGAGUUCAGUCGAGACGGCGCCAUUACUGGAGCGUUUAUCGACUGGUAUCUACUUGAGAAGUCCAGAGUCGUAAGGGUGAAUGCGCAGGAGAGAAAUUAUCACAUUUUUUAUCAGAUUCUGAAAGGAGCAGAUCCCAAACUUAGAAGAGAUUUGCUUUUGGAUGGACUGGAUAUCGGUGAUUUCGCCUACACUCGCAACGGACACGAUAGCGUGGCCGGAGUGUCUGACCAAGAGGAGUGGAAUGCGCUGCUGGAAGCCUUUGAAGUUAUUGGCUUCUCCAAUCAAGACCAACUGUCAAUACUUCGCACCAUUGCCGCGGUACUGCACCUGGGAAACAUUGACGUUAUCAAGGAGAGCCGGAGUGCAGACCAGGCAAGACUGGCUUCAGACGCCAAAUUACAGGCUGCCAAGGUUUGCAAGCUCCUUGGUGUGCCGCUCGACCCGUUCCUCCAAGGCCUGUUACACCCCAAGGUGAAGGCUGGACGCGAAUGGGUUGAGAAAGUUCAGACGCCCGAGCAGGUUCGACUUAGCUUGGACGCUCUCGCGAAGGGUAUAUAUGAGCGAGGAUUUAGUGACCUUGUAGCUCGAAUCAAUCGCCAACUCGACCGCACUGGCAUGGGUCUAGAAGACUCUAGAUUCAUUGGUGUUCUUGAUAUUGCUGGUUUCGAAAUCUUUGAAAAGAACAGCUUUGAGCAACUGCUUAUCAAUUAUUCCAACGAAAAGCUCCAGCAAUUCUUCAACCACCACAUGUUUGUCCUUGAACAAGAGGAGUAUGCCCGCGAGCAAAUCGAGUGGCAAUUCAUUGAUUUUGGUCGGGAUUUACAACCAACUAUCGAUUUGAUUGAGCUGCCAAAUCCAAUAGGAAUUUUCUCUUGCCUGGACGAAGACUGCGUCAUGCCCAAAGCCACCGAUAAGUCUUUCACGGAGAAGCUUAACCACUUAUGGGACAAAAAGUCUACAAAAUACCGUCCCUCUCGGCUGGGCCAGGGCUUCAUCCUCACUCACUAUGCAGCUGAGGUCGAGUACUCCACCGAGGACUGGCUGGAAAAGAACAAAGAUCCUCUAAACAACAACAUCACGCGCUUGUUGGCAGCUUCGACUGAUCAGCAUAUUGCAAAUCUUUUUGUAGACUGUGCUGAUUCCGACGAUGAUCACGGUGGACGGAGGAGCCGUGUCAAGAAGGGCCUAUUCCGAACCGUGGCCCAGAGGCAUAAAGAACAACUUCACAACUUGAUGUCUCAGCUUCAGUCUACACACCCUCACUUCGUUCGCUGUAUCCUGCCCAACUACAAAAAGCGACCGAAGCUGUUUGACAAACUGCUGGUUUUGGACCAGCUCAGAUGUAAUGGUGUUUUGGAAGGUAUUCGAAUUGCACGAACCGGCUUCCCCAAUAGAUUGCCCUUUACCGAAUUCCGCCAGCGAUACGAAGUGCUUUGUCCUGAUAUACCAAAGGGUCAUCCAGAUGGCCAAGUUGUGGCCUCUCUUAUGCUUGAGAGGCUCGGUCUUGACAAGGCUAUGUACCGUGUUGGUCUCACAAAGGUCUUCUUCCGAGCCGGCCUUCUAGCAGAAUUGGAAGAGCAGCGUGAUGCUCUCAUUACUCAGAUCAUGGCUCGAUUCCAAUCGGUAGCCAGGGGAUACAUUCGCCGCCGCGCAGCCCAUAAACGGCUGUUCCGUACCGAGGCCACUCGAAUUAUCCAAAGGAACUUCCAGGUAUAUCUCGAUCUCGUCGGAAAUCCAUGGUGGCAGCUCAUUGUAAAGAUGAGACCUCUCCUCGGCGCCACUAGAACUGCAGCUGAAGUGAAGAAACGAGAUGCCAUGAUUAAAGACCUAAGUGAGAAGAUGCGUCUUGAGCUAGAAAGUCGCCAGAAACUAGAGGACGAAAGGAGGAACUGUCAAGCUGAGAUUGCUCGCAUCCAGAAAACUCUGGAGAGCGAACGCGCCCUUGCUUUGGACAAGGAAGAGAUUUUCAUGCGACUUCAAGAUCGUGAAGACGAGUUGGAAGAGAAGCUAGCAGGCGCACUCGAAGAUCAAGAAAGACUAGAAGACCAGCUGGACAACCUGAUGGAGGCAAAGAACCGAGCAGAGCAAGAAGUUGAGAAAUAUCGCGCGCAGCUUGAACAGGCGGCUUCCCUCAUCUCUAGGCUCGAAGAGGAAAAGACACGCUUGUCAGCCAAAGCAGCGGAACUCGAGGCGGCCAUCAAUGAUCUAUCUCGGAGACAGUCUGAACAUACCGACAAAGAAACCGCUAUGGAAGGCGAGAUCAAGAUGCUUCAAAGUCAAUUGGCUCUCAAAGAUCGAAAAGCCAAGGAUUUGGAAGAUAAAUUACUCAAGCUGGACCAAGAUCUCGAAGUCAAGCUAUUCACUGCGCAGAAAGAUCUCGAUGCAGCCAAAGUGCGAGAGGUUCGACUGGCUCGAGAGAACCAAGAAGUGCACGAGCAACUGGCGGAGCUUUCGAAGACAUCAACAGACUACGAAGAUCUUGUCCGAUCCAAGGAAAGCGAGCUGGCAUUGCUGCGCGAUGAUAAGCGGCAGUCGGAGGCGGAGCGCCGAAGCCUCGAAGAGCAAAAGAGGGCUCUUACGGAAGACAUGGAGAAGAAUGCUGCCAGAUUCCGCGAUGUUCAAGCUGAAUUGGUGGCGCUGAAAUCCAAGCAAGUACAGCUAGAACGCGAGGCUCAGGAUGCCAAAGUUUUGCUUGAAGCUCGGCUGUCUGAGGAUGCACAGGCUGAGAAGAACCGCAAAGUUCUUGAGUCUCAGAUCAAAGAUCUCCAGGACGAGCUCUAUGGGACGCAAAUGGAACUCAGCAGAGAGCGGCAGUCUCGAGAUGACGUUUUACUGCUCGGAGAGCACAAGUACCAGGCACUCAAGGAUGAGUUUGAUCGUUUGAAUGACGCAAAGAUCAUCAUCGAGAAGGAAAUGUAUGUCCAGCAAGAUACCUUGAGGCGAACAAUGGAGGCGCGAACCUUGGUCGAAAAGGAGCGGGACGAGGCCAGAGACGAGAUCCGAAAGCUUCGUGUAGCCAAAACAGAAGCCGAAGAGGCUCGUUUACAGGCGGAGAUGGCUGGUGAACGCCAAGCUUCGAAGGCGGCACGCGAAAGGGAAGCUAGCCUUCGAAAAGAUCUUGAAGCCGCCCAAGAGCGUCUCCAAUGGUUUGAAGAGGAAUGCAACAAACUGAAUCGCCAAGUUGAGGAGCUCAACAAGCUCAUCCUCACAUCUGGAGAAUUUGGGUUGAAAAAUGAUCAGGCAAAGGAGAGGAUGGAACGUGAGCUCAACACAAUAAAGAGCCGGCUUGCAGCGUCAGAAAACGACAACAAAACUUUACUCAAUAAGCUGCAGCAAAAAGGCCUCGAAAUUGCUAGAUCCAGCUCUCGCGCAACAGAGGCCUCUCGGAGCCAGCUUCUGUCCCUUCGUGGAGAAAAGACCAAGCUAGAAGACCAAAACGCAAAACUGAACAAACAGUUAGGCGAUGCUCAGCUCAACGUUGCAACUUUGGAGAAGAAGCUAGAGAAACUUCACCUCAACCUAGAAGAUCUUAAUCAUGAGGUUGCGAGGGAGGCAAAAGCUAAAGCGAAUCGACUGGUUGAGUCGGAGCGGCAAUUGCGAAACCAAACACAGUCUACGAUGCUCAAGGCACUCAAAAUGGUUGACCCCGAGGUCCAAGUCCCCCAGACGAAUUCCAGUAGCGAGAAGGCUUUGCUCAAGAACUUUGACCUUGUUCGUAUGGUUGAGGAACUACAGCAGAAAUUGCGAGUCCAAACCGUAGCCAGGACGAACGCGGAAAGCCAGCUGAACGAGAUGAGGGCAUUGAGAAAUGAGAGCCCGACCCGACCAGGACUUGGAGAGUUGCAUCCAAAUGAGGCGCCUUUCCAAGGGUCACCUGGGGUGAAGAAGUCUGGCAAAGCAGGCCUGCAUUCUAAUUCAAAUGGCGUGGGCGCCGGCCGGCGCUUCCAUGACCCCAAUUCUCAGGAUCAUUCUCAGUCUGACAGAGGCUUUGGCGCAUCUGAUAUCAGGAAUGGCUUUGAACUAAAAGCAGAAAUCGAGGACCUCCAGAGUCAGCUACAGCUUGCUCAGAUGCAGAACCGAAAACUCCAGAGCCAGCUCGACCGGAACUCUUCAUCUGAUGAUGCAUACGAAGACGAGGCAUCAAUCCUGCGAGUGCAGAAGCUUGAAAAGGCUAACAAUCGCCUUCACGACAUGCUGGACGAUUCGACUAAGAAAGUGGCUGCUUUGGAGAAGAGUAUGCGAGCUGGUGAGCUCUCUCUGCGGGAUAUUCAAACACGCUCUCAUGAGGAGCUUUUGGAUAUCUUCAAUAGCCAAGAAGAAGCACGCAAGUCUCUUUUGCAUAGCCACAAAGAUGCAGUUGCCGAACUCACUGAAGUGAAGGCUCAUUUCGACAAGAUGCGCCAUGAUCGGGCGAAGCUGGAAGUCGAACUCCGGGAUUCAAAGUCUGACCUUCAGGAGAUGACUGCCGCACGCGAGCAGGAGGCUCAAAGCCGAAGCCAAUUAUUGCAAGAAUUCACCGAUCUUCAGAUUAGACUCGAUGCAGAGACAUCCAGGCUUGCCGACGUAUCCUCUAGCCUAGAGAUGUACAGGGGCCGAGCGGAUGAGUACUUUAGCAAGCUUGAGCAGGCCGAAAUCGCAGUUUUGAAAGCGACGAGAGCUGAGCAGUUUGCCAAGUCGCAGGCCAAGGAGGCAGAAGAAACGUACGCUGAAGUCAUGUCUGAGAGGCAGAGGAUGGAUGCUCUGAUUGAGGAUCUGCAAGGCCAAAACCAUCGCCUUGAGGGCCGGGUGGAGGACCUGUCAACCGACUUGGACGCCGCAACGCAAGCCAGAAGGCGUCUUCAACAUGAGUUGGAAGAUUACCGCAAUCAAAGGGCCAUGGAGAUUGAAGACAAGGAGUCGAGCAUGGAGCAAACUCGCAAGAAGUAUCAAACCGAAUUUGCUACCCUGGCCAAGGAGCUCGACCUUGCUCGAGAAGAGAAGCUGUUCAAGCAAGCGGAGAUUACUAGGCUUCGGGAAGAACUUGAUGAGCUUAGGUCGAAGUGGGAUGAUGAGGUGCUAAACAGCUCAACAUGGUCCAAGGAAAAGGCUCGAUUGGAAUCUACAUUGGUCGACGUGGCCUCGUCGCGUGAUGAGGCCGUCACCGCGCAUAACGAGGCUCAAAGCAAGAUUGUUUCCCUGCUAUCUCAAGUGAGAACUCUUCGAUCUAGUGUGGACGAGAUCACCACGGAGCGCGACCUCCUUAUCAGGGAGAAGAAGGGCGUCGAAGCUCGUCUCGAAGAAGCCAAGGCAGGUUACGAUGAGCUUGUCAAGGGUGGAAGUCCAUCACUCCGUGACGCUGCAGGCAUGGACAAGGAAAUCCUAAACUUGAAGACCAGCCUUGCCCGACAAGAGGACAUUGCUCUCGCCGCAGUGGAGAAGAUGCGACGCGCCGAGGCACUGGCCAUUGAGAUUCAGAAAGAUGUGGCAGCUGAGCGUGAGAAUGCUGCGGGCUUACAGAAACAGAAGACGUCUCUAGAGAAGAGCUUGAGCGAAGCACAACUGAAACUGAUAGACCUUGAAACUAAGGGCUAUUCGAGUGGUAGCCAGGACAUUAAAUUUUUGCACAAACGCAUCCAAGAGCUUGAAUCGCAAUUGGAUAGCCACGAAGAAGAAAAGAACAAGUCCCAGCGCUCUGUUCGCAACGUGGAUCGUACUGUGAAGGAUCUACAGACGCAGAUUGAGCGUAAGGAUAAGCAAAACCUCCAGCUUACUGAUGAUGUGAACCGCAUGCGCGACAGGGUCGACAAGCUUCUCAAGACAAUCGAUGAGCUGCAAGCGUCAGAGUCGACGAACCAGCUCUCGGCUCGUCGUGCCGAGCGUGAAUUGCGCGAAGAGAAGGAGAAGUGUCACCGCCUGGAGCGAGAGCUGGAGGGGUGGAAGGGCCUUCGUAUGGAGAAGGGCUCAGCACCCGUGGGAAGUGUCCGAGGCCGAGGCGUCACCUGGAGGACUGGUAGCGAAGGUGAGGAUUCGACACUCAUUGAUGUUCCCCAAAGAAACAGCAGCCUAAACAGAGCUCCUAGUAUGACCAAGGGCUUUCUGUAA